Molecule: messenger RNA, 342 nt
Organism: Stegodyphus dumicola
Lineage: Eukaryota; Metazoa; Arthropoda; Arachnida; Araneae; Eresidae
Source: RefSeq, a predicted model, not a curated record
AUGGAAACAAAUUACUGCAAACUAGAAGCUGAAGAUGAUCUUUUAGAGGAUAAUACAGAAUAUAGGCAAGCAGUAGGGGCAUUAUUAUAUAUUGCAACCAUCAGCAGACCAGAUAUAGCAUGUGCAGUCAAUCUACUGAGUCGAAGAAAUGAAAAACCUCGGAACACAGAUUGGAAUGCUGUCAAGAAAGUCAUUCGAUACUUGCAUACAACUAAAGACUUUAAGUUGGUCUUUAACAGAAUUCAAGAACCUGUACUAACUGUAUAUUCGGAUGCAGAUUGGGCAAAUGACAGAACAACAAGAAAAUCCAUUAGCGGAUACAAUAUUCAAACUAGGAAAUAA